Messenger RNA from Megalops cyprinoides (Indo-Pacific tarpon), 753 nucleotides. It is a transcript of the gene slbp2, whose product is annotated as stem-loop binding protein 2. Gene Ontology annotation, biological process: mRNA transport; mRNA 3'-end processing by stem-loop binding and cleavage. The record is from RefSeq and is a predicted model, not a curated record. Lineage: Eukaryota; Metazoa; Chordata; Actinopteri; Elopiformes; Megalopidae. Gene Ontology annotation, cellular component: histone pre-mRNA 3'end processing complex; cytoplasm. The transcript has 8 exons. Gene Ontology annotation, molecular function: mRNA binding; histone pre-mRNA stem-loop binding. The coding region runs from base 1 to 753 and encodes 250 amino acids.
AUGACAACACGUGUAGACACUGCGGUGCACAGUCCAUUGGAACCGGGGGGAUGGUCGAUGCCUCUGUGGCCAGGCCUGUGUGAGCUUCCUGAGGGCCCUGUGACCAGGCCAGGCCCUCAUCCGUGUGGCCCGGAGCCAUGGCUUCUCCCAGGCUGCAGUAGUGUGUAUGACAGCUUAGUCAGUUUAAGCCUUCCUCUUCCCCCUCCAUCUUCUGCAGUAACUCUGGGGCAGCAACGUGCUGGAGCACAGAAGCCACGCAGGUCUUCAAUCCUGGAAAGAUGUAUCCUGAGGAUGUCCACUGCCAGUGUUGCCGUGGGGACAGAGGACAUGGAUGGACUCAGGAGGACGCACCCAGAGGUGAGCAGCUGCACCCGGCCUUUGGACCCAUCCCGCUGUGAAACCAACGAGGCGGUACUGAAGAGGCGGCAGAAGCAGAUCCAGUAUGGAAAAAACACAUGUGGCUACCAGAAUUACCUCCAGCAGGUGCCAAAGCAUUUACGUCUCCCUGGACUGCACCCCCGCACCCCCAACAAAUACCGUAAAUACAGCCGUCGCUCCUGGGACAUGCAGGUUCGACUAUGGAGGAGGGCUCUGCAUGCCUGGGACCCGCCUUUUGACCCCCUCCGCGAUGCGCCUGGGGCACCACAAGGGAAUGCGGAUGGGUUGGACCCAGUUGACCAUCUGAAUGUGCCCCUGGACCUCAAGCUCCACUCUCUCAGCCUGGCCUGGCAUACUCCUUCAGCACCCAGCUGA